Molecule: messenger RNA, 2709 nt
Organism: Aspergillus alliaceus
Lineage: Eukaryota; Fungi; Ascomycota; Eurotiomycetes; Eurotiales; Aspergillaceae
Exons: 1
Coding region: 146-2656 (836 amino acids)
Biological process (GO): transmembrane transport
Molecular function (GO): transmembrane transporter activity
Source: RefSeq, a predicted model, not a curated record
UACAACUGUACAUUAAUCCGAUCGUUUCUUACCCUUCCUUCUUUCUGUCUGAUCCGUCUUCUACAUUUAUCCCUACGUCCUCCAACUUUUCCCCCCCAACCUUCUGGCUUGUGAGCUAGAGCAGCUGGACUGCUCAACUACGCAAAUGUCGCAUUCGCGCGAGCACAGCGGUUCUUACGAAUGGCUCAAUCCCCAAGCUCACCCAGACCAACCUGAGACAGCGUUCCAUCAUGAUGGCCAUACCGAGCAACCUCCACCUCCUAGUCCCGAGCUAUACCCAGACGACACCCCAAACGACAAUUCCCGCCCUCAGCGGGUGCGAUUCCAAUCGAUGAGCGCUCAAGAACCGGAAGCCCCUCCACCAGUCCGUCCAUCAAUGGCUCGAUUCGACUCGGAUCAAACCCUCAUGUCGGUCCACUCCAUCAAUCCCACAUCCGCCCGUUCGACCGAUCUCUCUGACGCCCUCCGCGCAGAGGCAGAAUCAGAACCCACCACGUCGACAACGGGACGAGAUGGCGGCACGAAUCCCCCAUCCGGCCCCCUUAACGACCAUGUCGAAAGAUCGAGUUUUAGCAGUGACGUUCCCGAUCGUUCUCCAUCCGUCAGGGCACGGCUGAUGGCCGCGAGCAAGCUAUUUCGGCAGAAGACAGUCCGGUUGGGUGAACGCCUCGGCCGACCUCAGGAUGGAGGUGAGGACCUCGGGGCAUCGCUCUUGCCGGACGAUCUCGAAGGUGGCAUCCCAUAUCACCAGAUCCAAGAGAGGCGGCAGCCCGCGCACGAGUCCCCGGAGGACGAGAAGCAGGAUUUCGCUCCGAGCGCAGAAGCCCAUCGUCUUGUCCGUCGAGUGACCCAGUCGCAGAACGCCCUGCGCCAUCGUAAACCGAAGUCGGCUUACACACGGUCGGGACAGACCACGCCCGAAGGGUUGGGCCGUCCCGAGUCGUGGUAUAGUGUCCGGUCGCGAUCCUUCAGUGGCGGAGGCAUCUUGUCCCAACUGCUCAAGUUGCAGGCCGGUCAGACAGGCUCGACAGAAAGCGUCAUCACGGACUCGUCCGACAGCGAAUCGCAGGUCUCUUCCGGGGCCGUAACUCCCAAAUCCGGGACCGCGACUCCCAAGCGGGAAAAGCUGAAGUGGUACAAGAAACCGAAUCACCAGUCGACGGCCUCCCUAGUAGAAGCCUCGAUGAACCUGAGUCGUGCCAGCCUGCCGGCUUCGGCGGAUCCUCUUGCCUUCGCUACGCCAAAGAAGCGCAAGAAGGCCAAUCGGAAAACCCGCUUAGAAGACGAGAUUCGUGUAACGGUGCAUAUUGCAGAGAUCCUUGCCCGGCAGCGCUAUAUCAUGCAACUCUGUCGCGCCUUGAUGCGGUACGGUGCACCCACCCACCGUCUGGAGGAAUACAUGAAGAUGACAGCGCGUGUGCUGGAGGUCGAAGGCCAAUUCUUAUAUCUUCCUGGAUGCAUGAUUAUGUCCUUCGAUGACCCCACCACCCGCACGGCAGAGGUCAAACUCGUCCGCAUGGUUCAGGGGGUGGAUCUAGGCCGUCUAGCGGAGACACACAACGUCUAUAAAAACGUUGUCCAUGACCUGGUCGGCGUCGAAGAAGCCAGUCAGGAGCUAGACAGCAUCAUGCAGCGCUCGCCGCGCUUUAACAAGUGGCUUUUAGUCCCCGCAUAUGGACUCGCUAGUGUCGCUGUGGGGCCGUUCGCUUUCAAUGCCCGACCGAUAGACAUGCCCAUCUGUUUCUUUCUGGGGUCCCUGGUCGGGUUCAUGCAACAUAUUCUAGCACCCAAGUCUGUGUUAUACUCCAACGUGUUCGAAGUCUCGGCUGCGGUAUUGACAUCCUUCCUCGCACGUGCCUUUGGUUCCAUCAGGUCGCCCUUCGAAGGCGAGCAGUAUCUUUUCUGCUUCUCCGCUCUCGCCCAGUCCUCGAUCGCUCUUAUCCUUCCCGGUUUCAUGGUGUUGUGUAGCAGUCUGGAACUGCAGUCGCACCAAAUGAUUGCCGGGUCUAUCCGGAUGGUCUACGCUAUUAUUUAUUCGCUCUUCCUUGGGUACGGGAUAACUGUUGGCACGACGAUUUACGGGCUAAUCGAUCACGGCGCUAAUUCCGACACGACGUGCAAGCGGCUGGACGUGUGGGGCAGCGAGUAUAUCCAGCAUUUCAUUUUCGUGCCUGUCUAUGUCGUUUUUUUGGCCAUCAUCAACCAAGCCAAGUGGAAACAGGUCCCGACAAUGAUUGUUAUCGCUAUCAGCGGCUACGUUACCAAUUACUUCAGCACCAAGAAGCUCGGUUCCUCUUCGGAAGUCGCCAAUACGGUCGGUGCGUUCACGGUCGGUCUUCUUGGCAACCUGUACAGUCGUCUCUGGCAUGGUCAUGCCGCCACCGCUAUCCUUCCCGGUAUCUUCGUGCUCGUUCCGUCCGGCUUGGCCUCGAGUGGCUCGUUGAUGGCUGGAAUCACGUACGCCAAUGAAGUACGGGAAAAUCUAGCCAAAUCAAACAGCAGUGAGAGUCUCAAUAGCGCUAGCCAGGAUACGUCGAUCGCCAGCCUGGGAUUUGGUAUGAUUCAGGUCGCUAUCGGUAUCACAGUCGGCCUUUUCAUUGCCGCUCUCGUUGUGUACCCCUUUGGCAAACGACGCAGCGGACUCUUCAGUUUUUGAUCUGUUUUUUAGUUGAUCUAUAGCGUGUACGAUUUAUGUUGGAUAGAUGUCUU